Molecule: messenger RNA, 2341 nt
Organism: Chironomus riparius
Lineage: Eukaryota; Metazoa; Arthropoda; Insecta; Diptera; Chironomidae
Source: the annotation of a GenBank genome assembly
AGCAUUACGAUAAAAUCUUGUCCCUGAAUUAAUUUUUAAUUUACAAAAAUUAGAAACAUUGUCAUCGUACUUUAAACUUACAUUUUUUGGAAAGGGUACUUGAACCACCGUCAGAUCAUUAUCAUCAUGAACCUUUUUAACAAUUUGAGAUACAUGUAACAAUCCAUGAACGCUAUGCUCAUUAUCUUCUUCAAUCAAGAAAUCUUUGUUUCCUAUUGAGUAAAUUAUUACAUCCUUUUGAGAAUUUUUGUGUCUUUUAAAAAUCACCACAAUGGUGCCAAAAGCAAUGAAAGUUAGAAUAAAAACUGUAAAAUUUGAUAACGUCAUCUAGUCAACGAGCACCUUAUUGUCUUUUAAAGUCGAAACUACUGUCGACGUACAUUGAAAUUCACCGAAAAGUAACUUCUAUGUAUGAAAAUUAAAGGAACAGCUGUUAAUGUGGAAAUAUAUUGAAACUAUUGUCACGACAUAUUGACAAAAUUAUUGAAGUUGAAUUUCAUUUAAAAUAUUUAUAAAAUAUUUGCAGAUCAUUGAGAGCCGCAACUCUGAAAGAAAAACCAUUGAACAAAAGUCUAGUGAUAUUGAUCUUGUAACUGAAACAGAUCAGCAAGUUGAAAAGCUUUUAAUUGAUGGAAUUAAAGCAAAAUAUCCAAAUCAUAAGUUUAUAGGAGAAGAAGAUUCUAGCAGUGGUAAAAGAGCUGUAUUAACUGAUGAUCCCACAUGGAUAAUCGACCCAGUCGAUGGUACUAUGAACUUUGUACAUAGUUUUCCACAUUCUGCAAUUUCUGUUGCUUGUGUAGUAGAAAAGCAAGCUGUAAUCGGAAUUAUUUACAACCCAGUUUUGGGUCAAAAAUUCACAGCACGACGUGGUCAAGGCGCAUUUUAUAAUGAUCAGCAAAUAAAAGUCUCUGGAGAGAAAAAUCUCUCGAAUGCUUUAUUAGUGACUGAAUUCGGAACGAGUCGUGAGGAAGAAAAAACAAAAGUUGUACUUGAGAACAUCACUAAGCUAGUGAAAAUAGCUCAUGGUUUUCGAUCUCUUGGAUCUGCUGCUUUGAAUAUUGCAACAGUUGCAUUAGGAGGAGCUGAUCUUUACUAUGAAUAUGGUAUACACAUAUGGGACUUUAUGGCUGGUAUGUUAAUUGUUAAUGAGGCAGGCGGUUAUUGCUGCGAUCCUGCUGGUGGUGAAGUUGAUUUAAUGAGUCGCCGAGUAAUUUGUGCAUCAUCAAAGGAGUUAGCUGAUGAAGUGAAACAAAACGAUUCUAAAGCCCAAAUGUCGGACAUGAACAUUGACGAUUGUUAUGAAUUAGUUAUGAAGCUUGUUGACCAAGCUGGAGAGCUUGUGGCUUCCCGUAACUCAGAAAGAAAAACUGUACAAAUAAAAUCUCAUCCAACUGAUUUUGUCACUGAAACUGAUCAGCAAGUUGAAAAGCUUUUUGUUGAUGGAAUUCGUGCAAAAUUUCCUAAUCAUCAGUUCAUUGGAGAAGAAGAUAUGAGUGAUGGAAAGAAAGCAAUUUUAACAAACUCACCGACUUGGAUUAUUGAUCCAAUCGAUGGCACCAUGAAUUUUGUUCACAGCUUUCCACAUUCAUCAAUUUCCAUAGCAUUAUUGGUGAACAAAGUAACGGAAAUUGGAAUCGUUUAUAAUCCUGUUUUGGGACAGAAAUUUACAGCACGUCGUGGUCAAGGUGCUUUUUAUAAUGGUCGUCAAAUUCAUGUUUCCGAAGAAAAGGAUUUAACAAAAGCGCUUAUUAUGGUUGAAUUUGGAACAAAUAGGGAGAGCGAAAAAGUUAAAGUCAUCAUGGAAAAUUUAAACAAACUUGUUAGGAAGGGACAUGGUUUAAGGUGUCUUGGAGGUGCAGUUCUGAAUAUUUGUUAUGUUGCACUAGGAGCUGCAGAAUGUGCAUAUGAUUUUGGUGCUCAUGCUUGGGACUAUGCAGCAAGUGAGUUCAUCGUAAGAGAAGCUGGAGGUAUUACAAUUGAUCCUUCGGGAGGAGACUUUGACAUAAUGUCACGUCGAUUGUUAACAGCUAAUAAUAUUGAAAUGGCUAGACAAUUGUCAGCUGAAUUAACUCAAUACUAUCCAAGUCCACGCGAUGACGAAUAAAUUGUCUUUAUUUAAAUAAUAAUAAAUUCAAGGGCUAAUUUAUUAAAAAUUCAAAUUCGUUAAUAAAAAAUAGCAAAAAAAUAUCAGUUGCCGAAACCCGGGAUUGAACCGGGGACCUUUAGAUCUUCAGUCUAACGCUCUCCCAACUGAGCUAUUUCGGCUACUCGAUUGAUGGUAAUGUCAUUGACUAAACACCUUUAAAAGCAAUAAAUUAAAAGAAUCUAAAUGCAUAAGAUA